AUGUUCAAACUUUCGAUGCGAGCAGCAUGCUUGGGCAUCAAGCAAACUCACCACGUCCCAGCGUUUCACAUCAAGCUUUCUUCCACUGCUCAGGGACUCAGCACAGACUCAGCACCUACCUGUAGCCGAUUCGUUAAGCAGGUUGCGGAUCAGUCCCAGAAGACACAGAUCCUGCGUACUGACGGUGCAUCCGGGCUGUCUCCAAUGAACCAAGUUGCUGCCAAGAAGGUGACGCGAACAGAGCAGCUUCUUUGGUUGGCGAGGCUCUCGUUGGCAUCUUCUUCAAUGGAGCAGACUCGCGAUAUUACUUUUACGAGCACGGCCCGUUCCGACAAGGACAUGACAGUGCACAGGGACCGAGAGAUUGCGACUUCUGUCAGCACCGAUUGCACUAAGUCUUGGGACGGACCGACCGUAUGGGCGCACUUGUGGUAA
Molecule: messenger RNA, 435 nt
Organism: Parastagonospora nodorum SN15
Lineage: Eukaryota; Fungi; Ascomycota; Dothideomycetes; Pleosporales; Phaeosphaeriaceae
Exons: 1
Coding region: 1-435 (144 amino acids)
Source: RefSeq, a predicted model, not a curated record